Messenger RNA from Aspergillus bombycis, 2100 nucleotides. RefSeq names its product putative FAD monooxygenase. The transcript has 4 exons. The record is from RefSeq and is a predicted model, not a curated record. NCBI's taxonomy places the organism in Eukaryota, Fungi, Ascomycota, Eurotiomycetes, Eurotiales, Aspergillaceae. Gene Ontology annotation, molecular function: FAD binding. Bases 1 to 2100 code for a protein of 699 amino acids.
AUGUCCAAUGCGCUACCGGCCAAAGAAGACCAUGUGGACGUUCUCAUCGUUGGGGCCGGACCCGCAGGCCUCAUGCUGGCAAACUGGCUGAGCCGAUGCGACAUCAAGACGAGAAUUGUGGACAAGCGCGGCACCAAGAUCUUCAAUGGCCAGGCGGAUGGCCUGCAAUGCCGCACCCUGGAGAUUUUCGACUCGUUUGAUUUUGCCCACCGUGCCUGGCGAGAAUCAAACCACAUGCUCGAGAUGUGUUUCUGGAACCCUGACAAGGAUGGCAUUCUGCGACGAUCGGACCGAAUUCCGGAUACCAUCCCCGGGAUCAGUCGCUUUCAGCAGGUGGUGCUGCAUCAGGGUCGCAUUGAACGGUUCUUUCUCGAUUCCAUUCAAGAGCAUAGCGAGAUCACGGUCGAGCGUGGCGUGUUGCCGACUACAUUCGAGUUCGACGAGUCGAAAGCCGCAGAUUUCGAGGAUUAUCCGAUCAAGGUCACAUUGCGCACGUUGUCUGAGGAAGAGGCUGCUCCCGCUCAGCGACAGCAGCACCACAGAAGAGCCGACGGCACACAGGCAGUGAUCAGUGACGGGCUUUUCCGAAGUAAUCUGGCUGCGGACGACACGGAUGAUCUCAUUCGUGCAGCAAAGGCCAAUACCAAUGGCAGCUCCGGCGAGACAGUGAAAGCGAAAUUCAUGGUGGGUUGCGACGGCGCGCAUUCCUGGGUGCGGCGCCAGCUGGGCUUCAAGUUAGAGGGGGACUCCACGGACUAUAUCUGGGGCGUACUCGACAUUGUGCCCAUCACCGACUUCCCAGAUAUCCGCUAUCGGUGUGCCAUUCACUCGGCCAAUGCGGGUAGCGUGAUGGUCAUCCCCCGGGAAAACAAGCUUGUCCGAUUGUACAUCCAGUUGCAAACGACCGAGCAUGCGCAGACGACAAACAAGGCGGAUCGGUCAUGGAUUACCCCCGAGAUUAUUCUGCAAUCUGCGCAGCGCAUCAUGCAUCCAUAUAAGAUAGACUACACGUACUGCGACUGGUGGACUGCCUACCAGAUCGGGCAGCGGGUGGGGGAUCAUUUUUCUCUACGAGAGCGAGUCUUUCUGGCUGGUGAUGCGGUGCACACACACUCGCCCAAGGCAGGGCAGGGUAUGAAUGUAAGCAUGCAGGAUACAUAUAAUCUGGGGUGGAAGAUCGCGCAUGUAGUCAAAGGGCACAGUGAGGGGUCGAUUCUGAGAACAUAUCAAUCAGAGAGAAGACGGGUGGCGCAAGAUCUGAUUGAUUUUGACCACCGGCUGUCAAGAUUAUUUUCAGGUCGGCCAGCAAAGGACGCCGCGGACGAAGGGGUCAGCAUGGAAGAGUUUAAGAACGCAAUGGAGAAGGGGAAUGAAUUUGCCAGCGGGAUUGUGGUCAAUUAUGGUACUAGCGUAAUCGUUGCGAAGGAAGGCGACUCUGUUGAACAGGGAGACGGUACUGAAGUUGCUGCCAACCUCCAAUGCAGAGUGGUCAGCAAGACUCAUCUGGCCACCAGGAUCGACAUCGGCAAGCGGAUGCCAAGUUUCAAGGUGCUGAACCAAUCGGACGCUCGUCCAUGGCAUCUGCAGGAGCUCUUGAAAAGCAACGGACGAUGGCGGAUUAUCGUGUUCCCUGGCCAACUGAGCAUGCCCGAAAAUAUGCAGCGCAUGCAAACGCUCGGUGUCCAGCUCGGCAGUCUGGACUCAUUCCUUCGCCAGUACACCCCGUCUGGCCAGCCAAUUGACAGCUGUAUUGAAGUUCUCACGGUCCAUGCUGGACCGCGGACAGGCCUCGAACUUCUCGAUUUGCCGGAGGCUUUCCAUCCAUUUGAUGAGCAGACGGGCUGGGACUAUUGGAAGGUCUUCGUUGAUGAUCAAUCCUACCACGAGGGACACGGACAAGCAUAUCUCAAUUACGGCAUUGACCCUAGCCACGGCGCCGCCGUUAUUGUGCGACCGGAUCAAUACGUGAGCUGGGUUGGUGAAGUGGAUGAUUAUGACGAUAUGGCGAGGUUUUUCUCCGGAUUUAUGAGGGUUCAAGCGGCCGCAACACCUAGGACUGAGAAUCGUCCAACAACAUUCGCUGCGGUCGGGAAACUGUAA